ACUAACUGAAAAUGAAAAUGUCCGUCGUAAAAGAUAUGUUCUAAUUUACCUACUUUGUGGAUGUGUAUUAAUCGUAGCAUGCGAUAUGAAAUAGUUUUAAUAUUUACUAUCCUAGAGACGCUUAAUUAUCAAUAAAAUGAUUGUCCAAGAACCCAUACAGGUAAUUGUUUGGGAUUGCCUCAAUAAUUAUGAAUACGACAAUGCUAUAUUUCUGGCUGAGAGGUUACACGCUGAAGUGGCAUCAGAAGAAACUGCGUUUUUGUUGGGAACUUGCUACUAUAGGGCUGGACGUGUGAAUGAAGCUCAUCAUUUGCUACAAAACACAUCACUAUCGCUACCACAAUCUAGGUUCCUGCUAGCUAAAUGUUCAAUAGAUUUAAAAUCGUACAAAGAUGCAGAAGUGGCAUUAGGAUCAAAUUUAGACCUCGUAGCUUCAGAGUUUGGAGAACAAGCACCAUAUGCUUUACAACUACUUGCCAAAGUAUAUAACACCACUGAAAGGAGGGGUAAAGCUGCUGAAGCACAUAAGAAAGCGUUAUCAUUAAAUCCAUUUAUGUGGAAAUCAUUUGCCCAACUAUGUAACAUGGGAGAAAAAGUGGAUCCAAACCAUGUAUUCCAGAUAAAUGCUGAAUUUUCAUUUGGUGUGUCCACAUUAGUAAAUCUAGUCAGCAACUCGGAAAAUAUUUCCUUCAUUAAUACUAACAUUCCUAGUAAUACAAAUUUAAAUACCAAUGUCACACCAAAUAAUGUUGUAACCCGAACUCCUAUGACCAUGUCUACAAGCAUCACUCCAGAGACACAAGCUCCUAUGAAGCGAAUGCAUAGUGUUUUCAGUGGAAUAGCACCUGUACCAUUUUCACCGUCUUUCGGAAUGUUACCAAUGGAAGAAUCUCCUGUACUGUAUACUCCAACACUGACUGAUUCUAAUGAACAGAAAGCUAUCCCAAAAAUUGUAAAUUCAUUAAGAGCACAGAUGGGUCAACUUAAAGAUGCAGUAUUUAGUCCAGCACCUCGAUGCACGCUUGGACCAGCACCUAGACGGUCUUCCAGGCUGUUUAGUAAUAAUAAUAGCAGUUACUCAGUAAAAGAAAAUAAUAAAUCACCAAGCAGGAAAUUUGUAGCUCCUAAAAGUCCUUCAAGAAAGAAUAAACAACGCACCGCUAAGAAUAUGAAAACAAAUGCAGUUGAUACAAAUGAAAGAAAUAAAAGCAUGGAAACUGUUACACCCUCAAUCACACCAAAGAAUUCUAACGGUGUAGCAUUAUUAAAUUUAUUGAAAGAACUAGGUGAGGCUUAUAAAUCAUUAGCUGUCUUAGAUUGUAAAAAUGCAAUUAAGUUAUUUCAAGAUGUUCCCCCUAAACAAUUGGCUUCACCAUGGGUGCAAACAAUGAUAGCUCGAGCUCACUAUGAACUAGCUCAAUAUGAGGCAGCAGCAAAGAUUUUUGCUGAUAUUCGAAAACAAUACCCCUGCCGUACUGAAGGCAUGGAUAUUUAUAGUACCUGUUUAUGGCAUCUCCAAAAAGAAGCUCAGUUGUCAGCUUUGGCUCAAGAAUUAGUCGAGCUUAAUAGAACCGAUCCUAUUGCCUGGUUAGCUGCAGGCAAUUGUUUUUCAUUACACAAAGAACGCGAGACUGCUCUUAAGUUUUUCAAAAGAGCUGUUCAAAUAGAUCCAGAUGCAUCAUACGCUCAUGCACUCUUAGGGCAUGAAUAUGCUGUAGCAGAAGAGACAGAUAAGGCUCUUGCAAGCUUUAGAACCGCUGUUAGUAUUGAUCCUCGCAAUUAUGUUGCUUGGUUCGGUAUUGCAACAGUUUAUGCGCGUCAAGAACGUUGGAAGCAGUCAGAAGUGCAUAUUCGUCGCGCGCUCACAAUACACCCUCAUUCUGGUGUACUGAGAUGUCAGUUGGGGUUGGCACAAGCAGCCUUAGACAAAACUGAUCGAGCCCUAGCUACUCUCGAAAGGGCCGUUGCUUUAGACACUGAAAAUCCACUUUGUCGUUUCCACAGAGCAUCAGUGCUCCUACGGGCCGGAAGGCCUCAAGAAGCCCUAACAGAUCUACAUUAUCUAAAAGAUAUAGCUCCAAGGGAGUCUUUAGUAUAUUAUUUACUUGGUAAAGUUCAUAAUAAAUUAGGCAAUACUCACUUGGCUCUGAUGCACUUCAGUUGGGCGACUGAUCUAGAUCCUAAAGGCACCGGUGGGCAUAUAAAGGAAGGUUUCGAUCCAUCUAAACAAGAAGACCCUACAGAGAGAUCGUAAUUUAGUUGACGAAAGAUAAAGGAUUGCAAGCUGGCCUACCCUGUUGUUGGCAGUGCAGUCAUUUUUGACUGAUCCCUUGUAAAUAUCGCGCUCACCUAUCGAUCUCAAGAUUGACACCAAAUUCUUCCAAAUAAAUAGCUUUAUGGGAUUCGAUAGGUGCGUGGUGGCAUUUAAUUGCUGUAGUAAAUAAGGGCGUUGUGGAAAUGUUUAUAUAGUGUAAGAUGUGGAUAUUCCUAAUAUUAUCCUAGUUUAUUAUAUUAUAUCUUGUAUAGCUAUAAUAAAUAACAGAAUGGAAAAAUAUGAUUUUUAAAGAGAAGCUUUGAAAAUCAGAAGACGCAGGGCCUUGAUCUCAUUGGAAAGUUCUGGUUUGUAAUAAUUCAAUAUUAUAAAUAAUUAACGUUGAAAAAUAUAUUGUAAUUGCCAUAGAAAAUUCGUGAUAUCUUACUAUACAGCUAACUAGGUCGAAGUCUUGGUUUGUAGUACCUAUCUACAUACUUUACCGUAACCUUAA
Messenger RNA from Chilo suppressalis (striped riceborer), 2765 nucleotides. The record is from the annotation of a GenBank genome assembly. NCBI's taxonomy places the organism in Eukaryota, Metazoa, Arthropoda, Insecta, Lepidoptera, Crambidae.